Molecule: messenger RNA, 2007 nt
Organism: Rhodamnia argentea
Lineage: Eukaryota; Viridiplantae; Streptophyta; Magnoliopsida; Myrtales; Myrtaceae
Exons: 2
Coding region: 755-1615 (286 amino acids)
Source: RefSeq, a predicted model, not a curated record
CAUAUAAAAAGAAGACAACCAGUAAAAGUGUGUUGCCGACUCUCUGUGCCUCUUCCCUCGUUGCUGUUAUCAUCUCCCUCUUCACUAAACAUAGUAUCCACAUGCUUUACUCCCAUAAAAAAAAAAACAGAAAGGGGGGAAUUCUUUUUUGUUUGCUGGUGUCUGGUGAAAUCUAGAUAUAGGGAGGUGCGUCAGGAGUCUCAGGACAGUCACAUGGCAACAGUGAAAUUUAUCCAAGAGUUAUCUGAUGCUCUUGCGUUGGAAGAAGAAAGGAAGAGUUGAAGCUUUCUUCUUCAUCGUCACUUAUGAUGAUUCAUCGAUGGUGAUGUUUGAGGAACGAAAGCAUCUCUGGGUUUGUUUUCGACAGCUGGGUGAUGUGAGUUUAUUCUCAGCUGAUAAAGUGGGCAUUUUUUCACCACCAGCUUCUUUUAUGUUGAUGAAGCAGCAAGAGAUUCGGCGUUCACGACUGAGCUCAAUCAAGUGGAGUUCUUCUUGAAGGGUUAACUUUUCGUUAGUCGUGAGUAGAGAAAAGAUUGAAGCUGCUCUCAGAAGUUCAGUGCAAGGUUCUUCUUCUUUGGCAGUUUUGCAAUGUGCUCUGCAGAGUGGUUUGCUCUAACAUGCAUUUGGGCUUUGGGUUAUUUCAGAUAGAGAGUUUUCUAAUUUAUCUAUUUAGUGCGUAUUCGUAAUUAGGCAAAGUAGCUUCUCUUCCCUUGAUUGAUUUACAAGAAAGACUGCACGAAAGGGUGGGAACAAGAUGAAAUCUUUGAGUGGAAUUGGACUGGGGUUGAGUGUGGUCUUUGGUUGCCUCCUUCUAGCCCUGUUUGCAGAAUUCUACUACUUGCUCUGUUGGAAAAAGAGGAUCACAAACAGAACAAUUGAAGAAGGCUACAACAACACUCCAACUAAAGAGCUCCUGCACAUUUUCUGCUGUAAAAAGGCAUCUUCUUUGAGCCAAACAGCUUUGAAUCCCCAAGGAUUCGCUUCCUCAGGACUAAUCUGUGAUACCCAGUUGAAUGAUUCACAGAAUCAGCCACAACAACUACAAGUCCACCCAAACAAGGAUAUUCUGGUAAAACCAUGUGAAGAGGAGAGCGUGGAGACAGAGCUCAUGAGGCUGCACAAGAUUGGAGGGCCUCCCAGAUUUCUCUUCACCAUUGUCGAAGAGACAAAGGAAGACUUGGAGUCGGAAGAUGGCAGGUCCAGAGGCGAAAAGGGCUCAAGAGGAAGGAGCUUGAGUGACUUGCUUUUCACAGUGGAGACCCCAUUUCUCACUCCUCUUGCCUCUCCAUCUCUCUUCACACCCCCUCGCACUUCCCCUGCGGACGCAUACCAUAACCCGCACGGAUUCAACCCUCUCUUUGAGUCCUCAACUGAUGCAGAGUUCAGCAGGAUCAGGGUAUCACCACCACCAAAGUUCAAGUUCUUGCGGGAUGCAGAAGAGAAGCUGAGAAAGAAAAUCAGGGAGGACUCUGAGAGGAAUGUUGUCAGCAAUGGUGGUCGCAUUCAUCAUGAUAGUCAGAGUCAGAGAGUUACUGAUUCAAAGUGUACGAGAGAUAUUGAGGAAGAUGGGUCAUUCUUCACCAUCCUUACUGAUAAAAACAGGAGAGAGAAGUGAGUCACCAACAUCAUCUCUCCCCUACCCCAACUAAAGAACUUGACAGAUGCAGUUGCUUAGUUAAUCCAAUCCACAACAACCCUUGUACAAUGAACCGCGAAUCAGUGAAUUUUCAAGAGAAGAGAGAAGAAGACUGGAUCCUGCAAAAAGACAUAGAAAUGAAAAGGUGGGGUCUCAAGGCAAGUGGAGGACCUGUGGGGUUACUUGUUUUAUCCAACUCCAGGUCUCCUGAAUUUUUUACCUGUGUAAUCAUUCUUGUUUCUGAAGGUACUGCUGAAUACUGAUGCUUCAGUCAAAAGCACUGCGAUUCUUGUUUCUUUCUUUUAUUUCAACGAUGUCGUUGUUCUUUCGGGUCUGUAAAAUCUUGUCAGCUUUUUUUGUGAUUCUUUUGU